AUAAGUGCAAAGUCAUCGAAAUUCAAAUUACCCCAACGAUUUGUGAGCAACAAUGUACCGGUUACGUAAGUGACAAACUUUCCGAUUGCGUAACUGUAUGGUUAAUGUUCAACCUAUUAAAAUCAUUGAAUAUUACAGGAUAGAGUAUGGCCAAUUCGAAACAAAAUACAAUUUAAUAAAUCUUGCCCACGGUUCGCCCGAUUUCCUUCCUCCAAUAUUCAUGAGAAAUGCUUUACUCAAUCUAACGAUAAGCAAUGACACCUCCAUAAAUCAAUAUUCGAACAAUUAUGGCCAUUUAUUACUUCGAAAAUCAAUCGCGCACUUAUACUCCGAACUUAUUAAUCGUAAUUUGAAUCCUGAGAAUAACGUAAUUGUCACGACGGGAGCGACGGAGGCUUUAUACGUGACAUUGCAAGCUCACACAUCGCCCCAGGACGAGUGGAUUAUAAUGGAGCCUUCGCUCGAUUUCUAUGGCAAUAUUGUAAGGAUGGCAGGAGGUACACCUACGUACAUACAACUAUAUCAGAUGAAUGGGUCUGGAGGACGAGUUAGCUCGCGCGAUUGGAUGUACGAUAAGAAAGAGAUGGCAAGAUUAUUUAAUAAGCAUACGAAGGGCAUCAUAAUAAAUAAUCCUCAUAAUCCAACUGGCAAAGUCUUUAGCAAAGAGGAAUUGCAAUUCAUUGCCGAUUUGGCGGUAAAGUGGAAUACAAUUAUAAUCGCUGAUGAAGUAUACGAAUGGUUUAUCUAUGAGUCGAAUAAUCAUAUUCGAAUGGCUACAAUACCAAACAUGUUCGAGCGCACCAUUACAAUUUGUUCGGCGAGUAAAACAUUCUCCGUAAAUGGCUGGAGGAUUGGUUGGAUUUACGGUCCGUCGGAAUUAUUAAACAAUUUGAGAAUUGUACAUCCAAAUGUCGUUCACAGUAGUCCGUCCCUCGCUCAGGUGGCAGUGGCUGCGGCGAUAAACGAAUGCCUCGAGGAUUUCGAGCGCGAGGAAUCUUACCUGGAGAACAACUCGAGGUGGAUGCACGCGAAGAGGAACAAAUUACUGGAGCUGCUCUGGGAGAUCGGCAUGACACCGGUAAUCCCCGAAGGCGGUCACUUCGUCAUAGCCAAUUGGACGGGCUUGGACUUGAAGGCGAACCUUGAAGAGGACGUGGACGAGUUCCUGGAUUACAGGUUUACCAAAUGGCUAGCCCGGAACGUUGGAGUAUUGGCGUUGCCCGUGUCGUCCUUUUAUAGCGACGAAAACAAGUACUUGGGGGAGAGUUUCGUGCGAUUUUGCUUUGUAAAGAAAAAUAAAACUCUCGAAAAAGCAGCAAAAUUACUUAUGGAAUGGAUUCAAUGGUAAUUCAACGUAAUGGCGAAGCUUCAAGAAUAUUAAGAAGACCGAUCCAAUCCUAAU
Ceratosolen solmsi marchali is the source of this 1402-nucleotide messenger RNA. RefSeq names its product kynurenine--oxoglutarate transaminase 3-like. Gene Ontology annotation, cellular component: cytoplasm; mitochondrion. Gene Ontology annotation, molecular function: pyridoxal phosphate binding; L-kynurenine:2-oxoglutarate transaminase activity. Bases 98 to 1348 code for a protein of 416 amino acids. The record is from RefSeq and is a predicted model, not a curated record. Gene Ontology annotation, biological process: biosynthetic process. The transcript is spliced from 6 exons. NCBI's taxonomy places the organism in Eukaryota, Metazoa, Arthropoda, Insecta, Hymenoptera, Agaonidae.